AUGCCCAGAGGCCUCGGCUGCCCGGUGAGCCCUGAGGGGGCGGGAGGCAGAUACGAGACCCCCCCGGCGUCAGAGCUCCAGAGGCUGAUGUGGACAAAGAAAGGGAGCUGCAACCAUCUGGAUGAGGUUCAGCCCAGGAUCUUUAUCGGAGACAUGUACGCAGCCAAAGACAAGAGGACCCUCCAGGCUCACCGCAUCACCCACGUGCUCAACGCCGCCGACGGGAAGUUCAACGUGAACACGGGGCCGAGCUUCUACAGACACACCAGCAUCACUUAUCAUGGAGUGGAAGCUUUUGACAUGGCGUCCUUUAACUUGAGCCCCUUCUUUUACUCAGCCGCCAAUUUCAUCAAGAACGCUCUGAGCUCGCCCACAGGUAAAGUGUUUGUCCACUGCGCGAUGGGCCUCAGCCGCUCGUCCACCUUGGUCCUGGCGUAUCUGGUGAUCCACGGGAACAUGACGCUGGUGGACGCCAUCAAAGCCGUCAGCGUGAACAGAAACAUCUCGCCCAACGCCGGCUUCCUGGAGCAGCUGAGAGAGCUGGACAAACAACUGCACUACCAAGGGUCCUCGAGGAGCGGGAACGGAAACAGACGAACUUGA
Molecule: messenger RNA, 603 nt
Organism: Limanda limanda (common dab)
Lineage: Eukaryota; Metazoa; Chordata; Actinopteri; Pleuronectiformes; Pleuronectidae
Product: dual specificity phosphatase 29-like
Exons: 3
Coding region: 1-603 (200 amino acids)
Biological process (GO): negative regulation of MAPK cascade; protein dephosphorylation
Cellular component (GO): cytoplasm
Molecular function (GO): protein tyrosine/serine/threonine phosphatase activity; MAP kinase phosphatase activity
Source: RefSeq, a predicted model, not a curated record